AGUAGCUUGUUGCGAAAACGGAAUGUCCCUGCGCUGACAGGCCCAUGUCAAUAAAUUACACACAGUAGCAUUUGAGGAAGAAAGCCAACGAUAUAUCGGCAAACCAAGAUGGAGUGCGAGUGGAAACCAGACGAGCAAGGACUUCAGCAAAUUCUACAGCUUUUGAAAGAGUCCCAGUCUCCCGAUACGUCCACUCAAAGAUCCGUCCAGCAAAGACUGGAACACCUCAACCAAUACCCAGACUUCAACAACUACUUAAUAUUCGUGCUGACAAAGUUGAAAUCAGAAGAUGAGCCGACCCGGUCUCUGAGUGGUCUGAUUCUGAAGAACAAUGUGAAGGCCCACUACCAGAACUUCCCCAAUGGAGUGUCUGACUUCAUCAAGAGCGAGUGUCUGCAGAACAUCGGAGACUCCUCACCCCUCAUCCGAGCCACCGUGGGUAUCCUCAUCACCACCAUCGCCUCCAAAGGGGAGCUGCAGAACUGGCCUGAGCUGCUGCCCAAACUCUGCCUCCUGCUGGACUCUGAUGACUACAACACCUGUGAGGGGGCGUUUGGAGCUCUUCAGAAAAUCUGUGAGGACUCAGCAGAGGUCUUGGACAGUGACGUGUUGGACCGUCCGCUCAAUGUCAUGAUCCCAAAGUUCCUGCAGUUCUUCAAGCACAGCAGCCCGAAGAUCAGGUCUCAUGCCAUCGCCUGCGUCAACCAGUUCAUCAUAAGUAGGACCCAGGCCCUCAUGCUGCACAUCGAUGGCUUCAUUGAGAACCUAUUUGCCCUGGCGACUGAUGAGGAACCUGAGGUGAGGAAGAAUGUGUGCAGAGCUCUGGUCAUGCUGCUGGAGGUCCGCAUGGACCGUCUCCUACCACACAUGCACAGCAUCAUAGAGUACAUGCUGCAGAGGACUCAGGACCAGGAUGAGAACGUGGCUCUGGAGGCCUGUGAGUUCUGGCUGACCCUGGCUGAACAACCUGUCUGUAAGGAUGUUCUGUGUAACCACCUCUCCAAGCUGACUCCGGUGCUCGUCAACGGGAUGAAGUAUUCGGAGAUCGACAUCAUUCUGCUCAAGGGUGACGUGGAGGAGGAUGAUGAGGCCAUCCCUGACAACGAGCAGGACAUCAGGCCCAGGUUCCACCGCUCCCGUACGGUUGCCCAGCAACACGAGGGUGAACGGGACGGCAUUGAGGAAGACGACGAUGAAGACGAUGACCUGGACGAUGACGACACCAUCUCUGACUGGAACCUCCGUAAGUGUUCAGCAGCGGCGUUGGACGUGUUGGCUAACGUGUUCAGAGACGACCUGCUCCUCCCCAUCCUGCCUCUCCUCAAAGAGCUCCUCUUCCACCCAGAGUGGGUCAUCAAGGAGUCUGGAAUACUGGUUCUGGGGGCUAUCGCUGAGGGUUGUAUGCAGGGUAUGAUUACCUACCUGCCAGAGCUCAUCCCCCACCUGGUGCAGUGUCUGAGUGAUAAGAAGGCCCUGGUGCGCUCCAUCACCUGCUGGACCCUGAGUCGCUAUGCCCACUGGGUGGUCAGCCAGCCACCUGACACCUACCUGAAGCCCCUGAUGACCGAGCUGCUCAAACGCAUCCUUGACUCCAACAAGAGGGUGCAGGAGGCCGCCUGCAGUGCCUUUGCCACUCUGGAAGAGGAGGCGUGUACAGAGUUGGUUCCCUACCUGGCCUAUAUUCUGGACACGCUGGUGUUUGCCUUCAGCAAGUACCAACACAAGAACCUGCUCAUACUGUACGACGCUAUAGGGACGCUCGCUGACUCUGUGGGACACCACCUCAACAAGCCGGAGUACAUUCAGAUGCUGAUGCCUCCGCUGAUAGCAAAGUGGAACCAGUUGAAGGAUGAAGACAAGGAUCUGUUCCCUUUACUAGAGUGCCUGUCGUCAGUAGCCACGGCGCUCCAGAGUGGUUUCCUGCCCUACUGUGAGCCUGUGUACCAGCGCUGUGUUAACCUGGUGCAGAAGACCCUCGCUCAGGCUAUGCUCCACCAGUCCCAGCCAGACCAGUACGAGGCCCCUGAUAAGGACUUUAUGAUUGUGGCCCUGGACCUGCUUAGCGGGUUGGCUGAAGGGUUGGGCGGCAACAUCGAGCAGCUGGUCGCCCCUAGCAACAUCCUCACGCUCAUGUACCAGUGCAUGCAGGACAAAAUGCCUGAGGUGCGUCAGAGCUCCUUUGCUCUGCUGGGUGACCUGACUAAGGCUUGUUUCCAGCACGUAAAGCCAUGCAUUGCUGAUUUCAUGCCUAUAUUAGGCACUAAUCUGAACCCAGAAUUGAUAUCGGUGUGCAACAAUGCAACAUGGGCAAUCGGAGAGAUAUCUAUACAAAUGGGCGCUGAGAUGCAGCCCUACGUGGCCAUGGUGCUGCACCAGCUGGUUGAGAUCAUCAACAGGCCCAACACCCCAAAGACCCUGCUGGAGAACACAGCAAUAACAAUUGGUCGUCUUGGUUACGUUUGUCCUCAAGAGGUGGCACCCAUGCUACAGCAGUUUAUAAGACCCUGGUGCACCUCUCUACGGAACAUAAGAGACAAUGAGGAGAAAGACUCAGCGUUCCGAGGCAUCUGCACUAUGAUCAGUGUCAACCCAGGAGGAGUGGUGCAGGAUUUUAUAUUUUUCUGUGAUGCAGUGGCCUCGUGGGUAAAUCCAAAGGAUGAUCUGCGAGACAUGUUUGGCAAGAUCCUCCAUGGGUUCAAGAACCAGGUGGGCGAGGAAAACUGGAGGCGUUUCUCAGACCAGUUCCCUCUGCCUCUGAAGGAACGACUGGCGGCCUUCUACGGGGUGUAAUGCUUUCCAUAGGAACAGGCCUGUUCAAGGGGGUCAUUCGCUAUGGGAGACGACGGACGGGGAACCUCUUAUACCCAGGGAACAUGUUACCCUUUACUGGGGGUAGGGUCUGCCAGCUGGGGAGGGAAGGGGGUGCAGACCGUGACCCCUCCUCAAC
Messenger RNA from Coregonus clupeaformis (lake whitefish), 2947 nucleotides. It is a transcript of the gene tnpo1, whose product is annotated as transportin 1. The record is from RefSeq and is a predicted model, not a curated record. Gene Ontology annotation, biological process: protein import into nucleus. The transcript has 25 exons. Gene Ontology annotation, cellular component: cytoplasm; nucleus. Gene Ontology annotation, molecular function: small GTPase binding; nuclear import signal receptor activity. The coding region runs from base 109 to 2790 and encodes 893 amino acids. NCBI's taxonomy places the organism in Eukaryota, Metazoa, Chordata, Actinopteri, Salmoniformes, Salmonidae.